CUGUUUAAAAUCUCACAUUCAAAUUUUGUGAUUCAUGGUUUAAUUAUAUAUGUAAUAGUUAAUGAUUUUUAAUUAUUCAAUAUAUAUUUAUUAUUUCAGAAUAUGUAAUAACAUAUAAUAUAUAAAAUUAUUUUUAUAUAUAAUGUUCAUCCCGUCUUAACCUAGUUAUAGUAAAAAAGAGAAUCGUUACUUCAUAUGUUUCCAUCUUCUCUGAUUUGAGAUCAUUUACCUUCCCUCUCUUUUUCCUUUUUAUAAAUUAAUCCCACAACGGCAAUAAGAAUUUGGAUUACAAACUUUGGCUGGAACAGAGUUUCCCGAAUCAUAAUACUCCUAACUAGUUCAUCUCGACUAUAUUCCGGCGCAUUCUGUUAGCUCAGAUUUAAAAUCCUCAAGAACCAAAAGCCGCUCUUAGCCAUCAACGAGAACCAUAGGAAAGAGAGAUUCAGCUCGUUUUCCCGGAUGACAUGUCUUCUGUGUCGUCUCUUGAGUAGAUGGCUCCCAAUAAUCUUAUCUAAAUUUGUAAUCUAAUCCGCCUUUGAAGCUCUUACAACAAGAAGUGAGAGGAUCGAGACCGUGCAAGAAAUGGGUUGUAAUCACCGCGCUUCCUUACAUGUAGCUUCUAAACCUGCACAGGAAAGUCAAAUGCACCACCGAAAAUAGCCAAAAGAACCACUGUGAUACUGGAAUGUACACAUUGACCAAGAGCGACACCAAGAUGACAAACAGCUGCAACAGAGAUCCGCCACAGCACUUGAAACCUACCGAAAAAUAAUAAUCUGCGCUGAAGAAACCCUUUCCGGUGUCACAUAGACCGGUCAACAAAAAAAAACAGGAGCUCAUGCCCGAAAUGAAAAUAAAGCUAUAGUUAAUUAUAUAUAUACAUAUAUAUUCAUUUAUUUCUAAUCUUGGUUUUUUCUUUUCGUUUCUGUUAAUUCAUAUCAUUUUCACCUUAAUACGCUAAACUGUUUUAACCACACCGUAAAAGUGUGAAAAGUUGAUCAUAUAUAUAUAUAUAUAUAUAUUUGAUGUUAGUAGGGAAACAAUUAUAUUUAUGUUGGAUAUACAAUAAUAAUCUUGUAACUACGCUGGCAAUUCACCAUGUUGCUUUUUUUUCAAAAAAAAAAAAACUGCGCUGGCAAUUUUCUAUCAUGAAAUGCAAUUAUAUAGAGGCCGGCAUCUUUUGCAUGUGACCAUUCCAUGGCCACCAGCAGAAGAUUGGAACCAAAAGUAUUCAGAAAAUUUAAUGGUUAUGAUUAAUAAACUAAAAGGACUCACUUAUAAACCAAGCAUUUCCGAGAUGACGUUAUUUAUUAGAGUUAAACUUAUACUCAUUCAGAGAACCUAAUGAUAUGAAUAAGAACAAGUUAACAGAACAAACGGUGGUUAAUAUUCCGGUGGCAUAAUUGCAUUCUGGAUAACUAACAAAAAUAGUUGUUAAAUAUUAACUGAUUUUUUAUUUCUAGAAUUGAAGACAACCCGUCUAAUAAUCAGGAACGAGCCCACAUGUAAUUCGAUUCCUAAAAUCAUUAUUACAUAAUAUAUAGAGGUUCACAUAAUGUUUUUUCCGAGUACUUUAAAUCAAACAAAAUACGAUGAAUGCAUAUAUAGAGGUUCACAUAAUGCAUGUAGUUUAAUAAAAUAUUUUGAAAUUUAGAUUAUUCUAUAAUGAUAAAAGCUCAAGUUCUUACUAACACGCAAAUAGAAAAGUAAUAUGGAGUACACGCAAUAAGUGUGAAACAGAAGAUGCGAUGCACCAUUCUUUUCUUAGGCAGGCUGUCGUUAGUUUGUUAGUUAUUCACUUGUACAAAGUCUUCGAGAAAUGAAUCUAGGGAGACAGGGAUCGAGACAACCAUAUAACUGAUCUGUGUUUGUCUGCUUGCUAAACAUGGGACGACUUUGCAUUUAUUUCUUGAACUAUGGAAUUCAUUUAUCGUAUCAUGUUUAUAUCUAUAGAUAUUAAAUAUCAAUUUUUUUUUGACUAAUAUCAAAUUUUAUUUGCUCUUCUAAUAAAACUAUUGGUAUUUGGCGCCUGAAUGAUAUUGCGAUGGUAUUAUCAUAGUUCGUGAUAAAAAUGCUGAAUAAUAAUUUUUUAUAUAUUAGAUAUGCACCCAACAUAUUUGAGUCAACGCAAAGAAUAAAAAUAUAAAAAUCUCAUAAACUACCAUCCAAAGCCUAUUAAUCUAGUCAAGAUGUAUACCAUCUUACAUCAUUAUUCAUAAUCAUUACUACACAAAUAUAAUGGCCCCCCUUGAAGAAUUAUACCCAUCAGAGUUCUCUGAUACAGCCAAUCAUUCAUUUUACUAAAUAAUAAUUAAUUCUAAUAAUUAUUUUGAAUCUCAAACUGUACCACCACACACUCACAUAUAAGAGUAAUCUUGAUACGGAAGUACAGAUAAAGAAAGAGAGAACAAAAGAAAAUCAAGCAGAAAGAAAUAUAAGAUUUUAUAAAGUAAAAGUAGAAUAAGAGAAAUGGGAAAAGCAGUAGUAUCUGAGAAGAUGAAGCUUCUUGUAGCUUUGAUAACUUUACAAUUCUGUUUCGCAGGUUUCCACAUUGUCUCAAGAGUUGCACUUAACAUUGGUGUUAGUAAAGUGGUCUAUCCUGUUUACAGAAACAUUCUUGCUCUUCUUCUCAUUGGUCCUUUUGCUUACUUUUUGGAGAAGAAGGAAAGGCCUCCUCUCACAUUCUCAUUACUUGUUCAGUUCUUUCUCUUAGCACUAAUAGGAAUCACAGCAAAUCAAGGAUUCUACCUCUUGGGACUGACAUAUGCAUCUCCAACGUUUGCUUCAGCAAUGCAGAACUCUGUUCCUGCAAUCACUUUCAUCAUGGCUUGUACCCUAAGGAUCGAGCGCAUAAACCUUGUUCGAAGACACGGUGUAGCCAAAGUGUUAGGGACUAUAGUGAGCAUAGGUGGAGCAACAACCAUCACAUUGUACAGAGGAUUCCCACUUCUUCACAGAAGUCUUACGGCGCAAGAAACCAUUAACAAGUCUCAGAAUUGGACACUUGGAUGCUUAUACCUUAUGGGACACUGCUUGUCAUGGGCUGCUUGGAUGGUUCUUCAAGCUCCUGUCUUAAAGAAGUACCCAGCGAAGCUGACUUUAACAUCAUUCACAUGUUUCUUUGGUCUGAUUCAGUUUCUGGUCAUUGCACUGUUUGUUGAAACUGAUCCCAAUAAUUGGAUCAUUGGCUCAUGGGAAGAGCUCUUCACCAUCCUAUACGCGGGAAUAGUGGCGUCUGGUCUGGUGGUUUAUCUUCAAACAUGGUGUAUUUACAAAGGCGGUCCUGUCUUUGUAGCUGUCUUUCAACCACUCCAGACACUUCUAGUAGCUGCAAUGGCAUUUGUUGUCCUCGGUGAUCAACUGUACUCUGGAAGCAUUGUUGGCUCAGUGUUCAUAAUGUUGGGGCUGUACUUAGUCCUUUGGGGUAAAACAGAGGAGAAAAGACAGGUGAAUGAAGCGUCAAGUCAAGAAGAAGAUCAUGAGUCGUCACUCACCAAAAACCUUCUUGGAGAUGAAACUAAAGAAGCUCAUGAUUCUGAAUCUCCAGUUUAAGACAGCAUAUACAUGAAAACACAACUCAAGACAAUUUUCUAUGUAUAUACACACACAUGACAAGGAUAUAGCAAAUAAGAACUUUGCCAAACCAGAGGUCCUAUAGAAGGAUCUUGUUGGUGGUUAUUUUAUAUUUUGUUUUGUUUCCUCAGAUCAUUGCUAAGAACAAGCAUUUUGUAUCGUUUCAAUCUUACUGUUUCCAAUUGAUUUACUUUACAUUUGGAAUAUUGUACUCCCACAUAUACACAUAUUCCUAUUCUACUGCUGUGGACUGAAUCUAGAAAUAGAGUGGUGGGACAUUAAAAAAAAUUAUGUUUGACAAACAAACAUUAUGUGCGGAAGCAAAUUCAAAAGAUUGUUUCUUGAAAGAAAUACAAAACCAGGCGACUUAGCUUCAAUGGCACAUGGUUGAAACUAGGCAUGGGCGUUCGGGUAUAUGUUUUGGAACCGAACUCAAUAUCUGAGGUAUCAUAAUAUGAAACUCAAUCGAGUUAUUUGCUAGAUCCGCAACAAAUCUAAUACCCUUAUUUCAAGUCACGUUCGAGUUGGUUUUUAUGUCAUGCCUAGUUAAAAUAGAAGGUUCCAAUUUAACUAUUAAGCAAAACACAUGACGAAGACAAAAAUAUAGGACUUGAUAGGAUAAACAAGACAUUUCAACCAGGGCUUGUGGCCUGGUGGUGAUUAACUUGAGGGAAAAAAAACCCAAUACGGUACACCACCAGGGUUCGAGUCAUGGCCACUGGGGAAUUAACAUUUCGGCAUCGCCAGGGACAGAAGACCGACACGUGGCAACACGUGACUAGUCUGGACCACUUCUGUGGGGCCAGGAUACCUCUGUAUAAUUCAAAAAAAA
Messenger RNA from Brassica rapa (field mustard), 4405 nucleotides. Its product is annotated as WAT1-related protein At3g18200-like. Lineage: Eukaryota; Viridiplantae; Streptophyta; Magnoliopsida; Brassicales; Brassicaceae. Gene Ontology annotation, cellular component: membrane. The record is from RefSeq and is a predicted model, not a curated record. Gene Ontology annotation, molecular function: transmembrane transporter activity.